GUUCCUCGUGUUGACGUCAAGGUGGCAGUGAAAUAAGCGAAAUGCCAUGAAAUCGAACGAUCAACUUGGUCCUCGGACAUAAAUGAAAUUGUGAUGGAAAAUAGCUCUGCAGGAGGCGAUGCUCCUGACGAGGCAGAUGGGGACGUAUCACACCUACCUGCCUAUUGCUCUGGGUGCUUAAACAAAGUAAGCGAUGAAUACAUCCGAGCGCUUAACCAGGACUGGCACAGUGAAUGUUUCAGGUGCUCUGCUUGUGAUAUUGCACUUUCUACUUGGUACUUUGAGAAAGAUGGCCUUCUCUUCUGCAAAGAUGAUUAUUGGUCAAGAUAUGGAGAAUCAUGUCAAGACUGUUCCCAGAUUAUUACAGGUCCAGUUAUGGUCGCAGGAGAUCAUAAAUUUCACCCAGAAUGCUUCCGGUGCUCUUCAUGUUCAUGUUUUAUUGGUGAUGGUGAAUCAUACGCCUUGGUUGAGCGUUCAAAGCUCUACUGUGGUGUCUGCUACAAACGCCAAAUGCAGCCUCUUUCCAAAUCCAUGGCAGCUGCUCCCUUUGUCCGUAAACCACAUUCCAUCCGAUUAGUUGAAAUACCUGCUGUUGGAGACACUGGUCAAAGAGGGAUCAAACUGAGCUUAGAAAGUGCUCAUGGAAGACCAGUAGCAGGCCAAGGCAUGCGAAUAUCCCAGUUCCUUUCUAAUCUACGGCACAAGGUAUACGAAUAUGCAGUGUCCAUAUUGGCAGCAGCCUUUAGGUUCUGCUGCGAACUCCGCUUCAAUCGAUCCAUUCCAUUCAGAUGCCAACCAAGAGCAAUACGAUUGGAUAUGAGUGCAGAUCUUAUGUCCUUACACAUUGGUGACAGAAUAUUGGAAGUGAAUGGAUCUCCAAUUGGAAACCAGCCAAUUCAAGACAUAGAAAACCUAAUUCGAUGCUCUGACCAGUCUCUUCAGCUUACUAUAGAGCAUGACCCUGAUGCUCUGAGUAGAAGACUGCUUUUUCCUUCUCAAAUAGUCAAUAGUGCUAUAGAAGCUCUUGCAGACAUCAGCAAGAAGAAAGAUAAAGAUUGUGAUAUUGUUAACAGUGCUUCAAGUCCAAACAGUUGCAAUACUGAAGUGACAUGUCAAAGUACCAGUAGCUCUAAGCCAGUCUCUGACAGAGAGAGAAUAUUUCGACGGAAAGAUGAGGGCUAUAUGAGUAGCUCAAGAUCAUCCAGACAAUUGCGCAGAAAUCGAGGAAAUUGUGACAAGGAGCGGUCAUCAUCCAUGUCAAGACUAUUGGAAGGAUCUCCACCUGCAAGCAGGGAAGGCCCAUGUGACCUUUCCAGAACUCACUCAUUCAGAGUUGAACCAAAGAACCAGCGUAUUUUUAGGGCAUCGGAUCUUGUCAAAGGAGAGCUUUUAGGGAAGGGAUUCUUUGGUCAAGUUUACAAAGUUACCCAUCGAGAAACUAAUGAGGUAAUGGUUCUGAAAGAGCUGUAUCGUGUUGAUGAGGAAGCACAGAAAAACUUUGUCAAAGAGGUUGCUGUGUUACGUAGCUUGCACCAUAGUAAUGUUUUAAGAUUUAUUGGUGUCCUUUAUAAAGACAAAAGACUCCAUCUGGUGACUGAGUAUGUGCCAGGUGGUACCUUAAAGGACCUAGUACAUGAUCUAUCAGAACCCUUACCAUGGGAGCAGCGGAUCAACUUUGCAAAAGACAUAGCAUCUGGAAUGGCAUAUCUUCAUCAGAGAAAUAUAAUUCAUCGAGAUCUCAAUUCAAACAAUUGUCUUGUCAGGGAGGACAAGACAGUAAUUGUGGCAGACUUUGGUCUUGCAAGAAUUAUUUCACAAAGUCAACCCAAUGUCAAUAUGGGUGCUGAUAGAAGACGUUAUGGCAACAAGCGUGGAGUUGGCAAUAGACGGUGUGAAAGAAAGAAAAGAUACACUGUUGUUGGCAAUCCCUAUUGGAUGGCUCCAGAAAUGAUGAAGGGAAACAAGUAUGAUGAGAAGGUUGAUGUUUUCUCAUUUGGUAUUGUACUUUGUGAGAUUAUUGGAAGAGUGCUUGCUGACCCAGACUACCUGCCAAGAUCCUCAGACUUUGGCUUGAAUCAAACCAUUUUUCGUGAUAAAUUUUGUUCCACUUGCCCUGAACCUUUCUACAAAAUUGCCUUCCUCUGUUGUGAUCUCAAUCCUGACAGAAGACCACCUUUUGAAGUAAUGGAAGUAUGGUUAGAAGGUCUUGCCAUGCACAUUUCUGUUGGUGCCUCUCUUCCUAAUGAUCUGAAAAUGGACAUAUUCAACUAUUCUGGUCGCAGUCCUAAUUCGAGUGAGUCCACCACACCGGAAGCCCGAACGCCCGAGAGCGUGCGUCCCGGGCCCCCAUCCCUCCAUGCUAUAAAGGAAGGCCAACCUAUCACCGCGAACGGCUCGUGUGGCUUUGCUGACACCUGCACCCCAGUUGAAAGCACUGCACUUUAACUUACAUUCUACUGUUUAGCAUUCCAGCUAACAGAAUGGCUAACAUUCUCUUUCAGUGUUAUUCUGCCUGCUUUGUCUUGUGAUAAGUAUUGGCAGUUUUGUAAACAUUCCAUUCUACCUAUCUCCUAGUGUUGUUUAGAAAUUCUCAGCAUAAACAACUUGUACAAACAGAAUUAUUUUUAUUCAAAUCUAACACAAAAGAACUGUUUGUGAAGAAGUAUUUCUGUUCAAAGGCAGCUGUGUUCUUUGUGUGGACACCUGGCCAUGGCUCAUCAUUCCACAAUAUGUGUCAAUGUUAACUUCCGUUAAUAGGAAAUUUAGGAGCUUUCAACAAGCAAUAUAUAAAUGUAUGUAUUAUGUAGAGACGAUAAGAGAUAUGUGAAAUCUCAAGGGAUCAGUUUCAUUGUAGAACAUUGGUUUUUAUAUUGACUUUCAUGAAACUGUUGUUUUAAAAGAUCUGUACCAAUUUUACUUAGUGUGAACUUUUCAUACAUUCCCUUUUCAAUAUUUUUAAUCUUUUUGAAUGUAUAAUGCAAGUCUUAGCUAGGUUUUAGUUUUAGGAAAGUUUUAAAUUAUGCUUGUCAUUAAUAAUCAGAUGAAUCUCCAGAAUUUUAUUUUUCAAUCAAGAUUGAAUUACUUUGUUCUAGUUUUAUUUUUAUUUAUUUAUUCCUGGGAUGGAAAUGGGGGAGUGUUGCCCCCUUCCUGUUAUGCAAACAUUCCACUUCCUGAUUUGGUAGGGGUUAACUUUCCUUGUAGAUGUAGAGACAGGUUGCUACCCGCCAUUUCCUACAAAGUCUCUUAUUUAUUUCUCUCCUCAGUUGUCUGGACUUCUUGACAAUAAUUUUAUAUAGCAUCACAAUUUAGUCAUCUUAAGUUUAAGCACUAAAGACUUUGUUAAGAGGCAUGUUCAACAGUGCAGGAGGUUCUGUACUUCACUGUGCCUUGCAUAACUUUAAGCACUUCUAUGAAGUAGGUUUAAAGACAGUGUCAUGGUUGACUAAACCCUAUGGUGUUGGAUUGUUAGUUUAAAACAUUUUUCAGUUUGUGUGUACUGUAUAUUUACAUCUUAGGACUUGUCUCGAUUGCUUGAUGCUCAUAUGUGUUAUCAUGGUCCUUGGUACUUUUAUUUAAGUUCUAUGUUGUUAGACAACUACUAAUGUUCCUAAAUUUGCCUUGCAAUGGUGCCUUACUGAGUUUGAUGUCUUUGACAUGAGAUUGAAAUGUGUCUGGGAAAGCAUGCUAUAAAAUCUCACGAGUUAGUGAGAUCUCGAACAAGACACUCAGAUACUGUCAUCUUAAGCUUUCAGAGAAUGAAGUAUAUUUUUUAGUAGAAUGCCCAGCUUACUGUUUUAAACUGAGACUGAUUGAAGGCGCCCUUAGCUGAAGAUGAAUAUCAAAUUUGAUUGUCAUGUAUUGUUCUAGGAAUGUUUAAGGCUUCAAUCCUGCUGUAUAAUGUAUUGAUGAUCACAAAUGUGAAAUACGAAUUUGAUUGUGAGUAAUGAUGUAUCGUGAGAUUGUGUAAUUAUUGCUCCAUGCUCUGUGCCAUAUAUUGUGAAAUUAAUUACCAGGUUCCAAGAUGUUUCUAAUUUUGUGACUUGAGGUUCAACCUGACUCUUGAAUAGUGCUAUUGUGCUAUGGCACUGUUCACUGUUUGGAAUUGUGGAUUAGAUUUAUGUAAUUUAGACGCCUGUAUAUAAUUGACCACUUUGUUGUUUCCUUUAUUUUGAACACUUUUAAUCAUUUCUAUUUUGGCUUUGUUUUUAAAAUCAAACAAAACCCUUAUUUUUUGUGGUACAAAUCUAUUACAUUUGGAGCUAUUCCCACACCCAGCCUGCAUGGGUUUAUCUUUGAAUGCUGUUAUAUGCUUUGAAGUUGUUAUAGUUUGUUUUUUUCCUUUGUCCAAUUUAUUUUUAUUUUGUCUAUUUUUUGUGUGUAUUUAACCCAAAGAUAUGUUAAGACCGCUGACCGAGGCCUAGGAUGCCCAAGCUGUAACCGAAUGAAAAUAUUUAUAUGCUAUCAAUCUUUCAUUAGGUUGUAAUUAUUUUAUGAUGAUUUUUUUUUUAAAUUUAGGAUGCUAUGUUUACCAGUUACCAAUUUCUUUGUUUUUCUUUUCACAAUUAUGUUUCCAGUUAUAUAAUAGAGCUUCUUCUAUACAUAUAGAAAUAUAUUAUUCUAAUGAUCAAGCCUGUUUAUUUGACACAUUCUAUGUUUUGGUAUAAUGUAAAAGGCGUCUCAUUCCUGUUUUAGUUCUUUUGCUUACCACAGCUAGCUAUCACCAUUCCCAGCCAUCCCCCUGUUUCACUGUGUCUCUGUGGAUAUUCCAAAAUAUUGAAUGAAUCAAUCAAUAAAAGUACUGGCCUUGGUUUGACUC
Thrips palmi is the source of this 4816-nucleotide messenger RNA. It is a transcript of the gene LIMK1, whose product is annotated as LIM domain kinase 1. NCBI's taxonomy places the organism in Eukaryota, Metazoa, Arthropoda, Insecta, Thysanoptera, Thripidae. Gene Ontology annotation, biological process: protein phosphorylation; actin cytoskeleton organization. Gene Ontology annotation, cellular component: cytoplasm; nucleus. The transcript is spliced from 12 exons. Bases 94 to 2445 code for a protein of 783 amino acids. Gene Ontology annotation, molecular function: ATP binding; protein binding; protein serine/threonine kinase activity. The record is from RefSeq and is a predicted model, not a curated record.